This is a messenger RNA of Ustilago hordei, 1959 nucleotides long. RefSeq lists its product as uncharacterized. Gene Ontology annotation, biological process: regulation of actin filament polymerization. The record is from RefSeq and is a predicted model, not a curated record. The transcript is spliced from 2 exons. Gene Ontology annotation, molecular function: protein binding. The coding region runs from base 1 to 1959 and encodes 652 amino acids. NCBI's taxonomy places the organism in Eukaryota, Fungi, Basidiomycota, Ustilaginomycetes, Ustilaginales, Ustilaginaceae.
AUGACAGACGCAGCGAUCGACUUCGGUCAUCAGCUACCCGACCAGCUGCCGACCGUCGCAGCUGCGCUCUCGGCACAGCUCUCCCUCGAGACCGACGUCGCAUCCUUCUUGGCCGAGCGAGCUGCUUUGGAGCGAGACUAUGCUGCCAAGCUCCGAGCACUUGUGCGCAAGUAUCGCGAAAAGAAAGUUAAGCGAGACCAAGAGAUCUCGGUAGGACCCACACCCACUAUCGAAUGGAAGUAUGCUCAAUCCACGCUCGCAACUCACAUCACCGAUCUCUACUCGACACACGAUGCCACUGCUGCGGAACAUAAUAAUCUUGCCGCCACCUUGGAUGGUCUUUCGAACAAGAUGAUUACCAGCACAAAGACGAGAGAGGAGCUUCGCAAGAAGCACACUUCGUACGCCAGCAAAUUGCUGUCCGACCGCGAGAAGACGUACUCCGACAAAGACAAGGCAAAGUCCAAGUACGAUGAGCUAUGUCACGAGCUCGAUUCGCAGCGCCAGAAGCGUGAGAAGGCCGAGGCAGGCGACAAGCAUGCGGAUCGAGCAGCAAAGGCUUUCCAAGCGGCGGAAAUGGACAUGUGGAAUGGCAAGAACAGCUAUCUGAUCCAGAUUUCCGUCUCCAACAGCGCCAAGCAGCGCUUCUAUCGACACUAUCUGCCUGCAGUCCAGAAUAGCCUUCAGUCCCUUUGGACUCUAUCCACGCAUCGAUUCGCACUCGCUACAUCAAAGGCGCAGUCUGCUAUUGCAGCACAUCACGAGCGUGUUGCCAAAAAGCAUCACGAUCUGGAAGCAAGGGCUUCAACGGUAGACCCAACCAAAGACCAAAAGCUCUUUGCCGAUCAUAAUCAGCAACGAUGGCAAGAACCAAGCGGCUGGUCCUUUGAGCCCUGUGUUGGCUUCUUCGACACAGCCGAGGUGUCGACUGAGCCUUCUGCUGUCACGUUCCUCCAGAAUCGCCUCCUUCGAUGCCGCUGUCGGAUCGCCGAACUCGAACCUCUUGUCGAAGCCAAAGCCAAAGAGGUCGACGGGCUGAACAAGCUUCGAGACACAUAUCAGAAGCAGCAGGAACUCGGCAACCCUGACGAAGUGAUGAAUGAUCUCUUCGAGUCCACCCGUGCGCUCUUUGGCUUUGAGAUCGAACUCCACAACCUCCACGCCGAAGUCGAGACCAUCAUCGCAACGAUUGGGCAGAACCAGGGUCGAACAAGGCCACAUCGCUUCAAGCCAGCAUCUUUUGGUAUUCCGACAUCAUGCCACUACUGCGGAGACAAGAUUUGGGGGUUGGCGAGUAAAGGCUCGGUGUGCAAGCCUUGUGGAUACACUGUGCAUCAGAAGUGCGAGAUGAAAGUCCCGGCUGAAUGUAAAGCUGCUCCCUCUGGUGGGCUGGGAUCACCGAGGACAUCGUCGACUUUCAGUCGACCAAACAGGUCAAGUGCUCUGCUUUCGGGUGGCUUGGGUCGAAGCAACUCUACCGCCACCAGCGCUGCUGCAUUAUCCUCGGCCGCACCAGCCAUGUCUCAGAGCACGACGACAGGUAAAGUAGCGUUCGCAUUCGAAGCGUCCAGUCCGCACGAAUUAAGUGUCGCAGAAGGAGAGAAAGUGGAACUGCUCGAAGACGAUGUUGACGGCACUGGGUGGAUCAAGGUUCGCGCCGGUUCAAGAGAAGGCCUGGUUCCGAUAUCAUACUGCGAAUUCGGCGACUCUCCCGCAGCAGCAUCAAUAACAGCGACGCAAGAUACAGGCUACGUCCCGACGAGCGUUGCACAAGGUAGUGGACAGUUUGUCAAGGCGCUGUACGAGUACACGGCGCAAGGAGCGGAUGAACACUCGCUGACAGAAGGCGAACAGAUUGAACUCAGCGCAACUGGAUUCAGCUAUGCAGACGGAUGGUGCGAAGGCGUCAAGAACGGGCGCACGGCUAUCUUCCCUUCGAACUACGUCGAGGCAAUGUAG